AUGCACAAGAAGGAAGUGAAGCCUGAUGUCAUCAGCUUCAGUGCAGGCAUCAGCGCCUGUGAGAAAGUCGGACAUUGGGAAAUGGCUCUACAACUGCUGGAAGGGCUCUGCGAAGCCCAGCUUCAAGCGAACGAGUUCAGCCUGGAUGCUUGUAUUAGUGCCUGUGAAAAGGGCGGGGAAUGGCAGCUGGCUCUACACCUUCUCUCAGGCAUGCCACAGGCCAGGAUUGCACGCAAUGAAUUCUCGAUGAGUGCUGGAAUCAGUGCCUGUGAGAAGGCCGGUGAAUGGCAACAAGCCAUUGGGGUGUUGGCUGAAAUCCCUCUUGCAACGGUGGCCUUCACUGAGAUCAGCUUCAACGCUUCUAUCAGCGCCUGUGAGAAGGGGGCCCAAUGGGAGUGGGCCAUUCAGGCCUUGUCAAAGACGAGUUUUAGGGUUUAG
This is a messenger RNA of Symbiodinium necroappetens, 438 nucleotides long. The record is from the annotation of a GenBank genome assembly. Lineage: Eukaryota; Dinophyceae; Suessiales; Symbiodiniaceae.